AUGCUCGCCAGACGAUGCUGGUCCUCGCCGUGGCGCGGUAGUACCUCUAUCUGUGGCAUCAAGGGCUGGGCUCGUCACAAUUCCUCUUCGCCUUUCGCCGAGCUCGCCCGUCGCGAUGCUUCCCGACACCAGAUCUACCAGUCGCUCUCGACCGACCCUUACGUGAACCUUUCGAUCGAGCAUUUCCUGCUGGAGAACGCCCCGGCCGACUCGAGCAUUCUCUUCCUGUACAUCAACCAGCCAUGCGUGGUGAUCGGUCGAAACCAAAAUCCGUGGCUGGAGACAGAUCUCCGCGCCCUCUACAAUGAUCGUCGGCCUGGCGGACAAGAUGAUGGGGCUCUCUACGUUCGUCGACGAUCUGGAGGCGGAGCCGUCUUCCACGACGAGGGAAAUCUCAACUACAGUGUCAUCUCGCCGCGCACAUCUUUCACGCGGGACAAACAUGCGGAGAUGAUGGUUCGAGCCCUGCACCGCGUCGGCGCGGUCAAUACAAGCGUCAAUGAGCGCCACGAUAUUGUCAUGAUGCCGGAUGUAACAAACACCGAUAUCAAUGAACCCCCGACUCGGAAGGUCUCCGGGUCGGCAUUCAAGCUCACCCGCCACCGAGCCUUGCAUCAUGGUACCUGCUUGCUGGACUCGCCUAAUAUCCAUGAUCUCGGCCGGUUCCUGCGGUCCCCAGCCCGCGGUUAUAUCCAAGCCAAGGGCGUUGAAAGUGUGCGGUCACCAGUGGGCAAUGUCUCGAGCGCGCUGGCCGAUUCAUUCUUCUCGAUGCAGGGCGUGAUAGACAGCGUGGUCGAAGAAUUUGCCCGAUUAUAUGGUGUUGACUCUGACGCUGUGCUUCGGGCACGCCGUGCUCUUGCAAUUGAGCCGGAGAUCUUUGCCGGAGAUACUUGGGUCGCGGGAACUGUGGGAGAGGCGCAGGAACAGGAGCCGGAUAUUGCCAAGGGAAUCGCUGAGUUGCGAUCGUUAGAGUGGAAAUACACUCAAACGCCGCAAUUCACCUUUUCGACAUAUCCUAUCGAAAAUGAUCCUCGUGAACGACCGGCAUUGCCUUCCUCUCUUCCUCCCUCGACCCGUGCAUUCAUACGCCUGAAACACGGUGCCAUCAUUGAAAGCAAUAUAUCGGUCUCUCCAGAUACCUCUACUGCUUCUGACCAAGCUACUCGAGUGCAUGAAGUCCUGAAUGGGCAAAAGCUGCAUGAAAUUUCUAUCCAACGCUGGUUUGAAAUUUUGCAACAAGGUCUUGGCGGAACGGAUGGCGUGGAUGACAUUGUUGUCACUGAGUUGUCCCGGUACCUUGGUGGCUUACUUGCAGGCCAUUAG
Molecule: messenger RNA, 1323 nt
Organism: Penicillium cinerascens
Lineage: Eukaryota; Fungi; Ascomycota; Eurotiomycetes; Eurotiales; Aspergillaceae
Product: putative lipoate--protein ligase
Exons: 2
Coding region: 1-1323 (440 amino acids)
Biological process (GO): protein lipoylation
Cellular component (GO): mitochondrion; cytoplasm
Molecular function (GO): lipoyltransferase activity
Source: RefSeq, a predicted model, not a curated record